CCUCCGCUCAGACCGCGGACGCUCCGGGACGAGAACCGCACUUCUUUGAUCAGAGACCGGAGCAAUCAGCUGGAUCAAUCGGAGAUCGGCAGGUGAUCGACCAUCGGCUGAUCGGGGAUCGGUUGAUCAGGGGAAUGUCCCGGCUGCUGGAGAGCAGGAGGCAGGACAGGAUGAAGGAAAUUAACCUGAAGAAUAAGGAGAAGGAGCGCCUGAAAGAGAGGGAGAAGGAAGCGAGAGAGAGGGAGGCGCGCUCCAGUAAUGGCCACCUGUUUACCUCACUGACGGUGUCCUCCACCACCCUCUGCUCCUCCUGCAACAGGAGCAUCACGGCCAAAGAGGCGCUCAGCUGCCCAGGAUUCUCCUUGCUCAGUUCAAGUCGUCUCUUUGAGUACGCUUGCAAUAUUAUUGUGGAGCAGGAAUAUGUGGGGCUCGACUCUGAGUGCGCCAGGAGUGAAUACAGCCCUCCCCUGGGUUGCGGCUUCCCCCGCAGCUACGCUCCAGGACUACUCAGGUCUCAGGUGGAUCUGAGGCACUGGAUUCCAGCACUACCUGAGCCAGGGAUGACUGUGCAACAUCCAACUCAUAAAAUCGCACAAAGACUGCUGGGCAGGGAAAGUGGAGUCAUCCUCCUCCUCGGCCGUAUCCUCCAGAUAGAGGAGAUAAGAGUUGGCCGCACUCUCGCCACCUGGGUGGCCAACGUUUUGAUUGAGGAGGUGCUCAAAUGGUGGGACUCUUCCUCCAUCAUGUCCACCCAGCUCAUGCAACAGAAGCUGGCGUUAGCGAGAAAUAGUUCAGCUCUGCAGAACGUCGCCAUGAGAAGCAAAACGCCUAUGAUGAAGGAGCGUCCGAGCUCAGCCAUCUAUCCUUCUGACAGCCUUCGUCAGUCGCUGCUCGGCUCCAGACGCGUUCGAUCUGGCCUCUCGCUCGCCAAAAGUGUCUCCACAAAUAACAUCGCAGGUGUGACCGAGGACUCUGCAGGUCUCAAGAGGAUCCUGUCUCAGUCCACAGAGUCUCUGAACUUCAGGAGCAGGACUCUGUCCAUGGAGUCUCUUACUGAUGACGCUGAGUGGAGCCCUCUGCUGGACGAGCUGCAGAAGGAGGGCAGCUGCGUGCAGGCCGACAGCUGGAGCCUCGCUGUGGAGCCCAACUUCCUGCAAACACUUCACAAAGACCUGAUCAAGCAGCAGGACGUCAUCUACGAGCUGAUCCAGACCGAGUUUCACCACGUCCGCACGCUGAGGAUCAUGGAGGGCGUGUACCGGCGGGGGAUGCUGGAGGAGGUGAUGCUGGAGGCGGGGGUGGUCCACACCAUCUUCCCGUGUCUGGACCAACUGCUGGAGCUUCACUCCCACUUCCUGUCAGAGCUGUUCAACAGGAGGAAGGCGGGUCUGGUGGAGGGCAGCUCCACCAACUUCACGGUGCGCAAGCUGGGAGACCUGCUGGUCCGACAGUUCUCAGGGCAGACUGCUGAUGACUGGAAGAAAGUUUACUCAGAGUUCUGCAGUCGACAUCCGAAAGCUGUGAAACUCUACAAGGAAGUUUUGGCUCGCGACCGGAGACUGCAGCAGUUCAUCAGGCGUGCGACUCGCGGUCCUCUGCUGCGGCGUCACGGCGUCCAGGAGUGCAUCCUGUUGGUGACGCAGCGGAUCACAAAGUACCCCGUCCUCAUCCAGCGAAUCCUGGACAACACUAAAGGCUGCGAAGAGGAGGCGCAGGCUCUGAGCCGCGCACUGGGCCUCCUGAAGGAGCUGAUCAGCUCUGUGGACAAAGAGGUCCUGGAGCUUGACCGGAGCAGGAGGCUGCAGGAGAUCCACGCCCGCCUGGACCCGCGUGCCCAGGCAGAGGUCCGGGGAGGAGGCGUGUUCAGGGGUGGAGAGCUGCUGAGGAGGAGGCUCCUGCACGAGGGGACACUCCUCUGCAAGGUCCAGGGUACCAGGAUGAAAGAUGUGCAGGUGCUGCUGAUGUCAGACAUCUUGGUUUUCCUCCAGGAGAAAGACCAGAAGUUCACCUUUGUUGUGUCACUGGACAAGUCUCCAGUGGUCUCAUUGACUAAUCUGAUUGUCAGAGACAUAGCCAAUCAGGAGAGAGGGAUGUACCUGAUCAGUGACUCCACCCCCCCGGAGAUGUAUGAGCUGCACGCCUCAUCGAAAGAAGACAGGAAGACUUGGAUGAGCCGCAUCCAGCAGGCCGCCACCAGCCUCACCAUGUUUUCUGUUUCAGUCGACAGACUGACGGAGCUGCUGUCAGAUGCCAGCAUCCAGAAAUCUUCCAUAACCAACGGCAACCAGGAGAUCAGCGAUGGUGACUCUGGUUCUCUGAACGGCUCUUUUGACUUGAACGACAAAUCCUCAAAGGAUAGAAAUGGUAACCAGCUGCAGGAGCGAACGCUGAACGAGGACGUCCAUCAGCGGUUGAUCAGUCUGAGCACACAGCUUCACGCCCUGCAGGCUGCUGUGAUUCGUCAGGACUCAAUGCUAGCGCUGUUGGUCAGUGCAGGCUCCACCCCCUCCACCACCCCUGGCUCUGCCCCUGGCCCCCGCCUCAGCCGGUCACUGUCACGUGACACAGGGUUGGAAGCCAGCGGGGAGGCGGUGCUGCUGCGGCGGCAGGUGGAGCUGCUACAGGAGGAAGUGACACGCCUCCGUCUGCGAGGGGAGGACCAAAACUGGGAGGGAGUGGAGCCAGGCACCAGAAGGAGGAGCAAAAAUGGAGAGAAGAGCGAUGUUAUGAAAGGAGAACAGGCUAACAAGAGGCGUAGCAGUCGGGAACUGGAGCUCCGCCCCCUCGCCCCACUAGCCACCGAGGAUCCAGUCGACCAAUUAGAUGGCGUCCAAGAAGGAAAUGAAGAGGAAGAGGAGGAAGUGAUGAAGAUCUCUCCUCGCUCUGACAGCCCCAGAGACCUGCAGGACAUCCCAGAGGAGAGCGAGAGUUAACGCCCCACCUCCAGCCGAUGACCUCAGGGACCUCUGCUGUUGUCACUGUGACGCCACAGACACACAUCGGACUCUUAUUGUUAAAGGCCCUGGAUAUGAUGCCAGUGCCUGUUUUACAGUUUUUAGACCAAAUCAGACUUUUGUUCUUGGAACAUUUUCUAAAAGGGUAAGGGCGAGGUUAAAUUGGCAACUUAUUUUGUGAUUAGAUCACUGGUUUGAUCCGUGCCCUUGAUGUUUUCUGUUUAUUUGUUUCUUUGUUGUUUGUAAAUGGGACCAGAGCAUGCGUAUCUGGAGCUGGACCUGGAUCUGGAUCUGGUCUGAUCCAGAUAUUUUUCACAGUUUGUUUUAAGCAGACAGAUUUUUAUUUAUUCUUUGAAUCUGAGACACACCACACUACAUUACCCAGAAUGCCUUUGGACCAGCAGCCAUCUCAUAUUUAAAGUUUUGAUUUUAAUGGUGUCUGAUUUACAGAAACCAUUACCAGUAUGUAAGCAUUGAAAGGACUGGGAUUAUGGGGAGGGAUUGGAGGUUGGUGUGGUCAGAUUUGGGUUUUGGGGGUCGGGACUCACGUAGUGCUGGAUUGUAGGUCAGGUGUGUUUUUAAGGAGCACAGAGCUCCUUCUAUUAGCAUGUUAGCAUGGCUGUGUCUCUUAUACUUGUGUAGGACAUUGGUUGAAUUGACCAAUCAGCUUGUUUCUUUUGAUGCAUGGAGGUGAUGAUGUCAGCUCCUCAUGUCGUCCGGUGAUGAUGAUGAUGAUGAUGAUGGAACAGUGUUUCACAUAGAAAAUUGUUCAUUUACAAAAAAGAACAACAGACGCCGGUGAUGAUGUAAUCAUGUGAUCACAUUGGGGUGGACUACAGCAAGUUCAACAAGUCUGCGAUCAGUCAAAGAGGCCAUGCCCCUAAUAAUGCAAACUCCAGUUCAGACAGGAGAGUGUUAUCUAUAGAGACCAGUUUGUGAAUCAGGUUGUAAGCAUGUUUAUUUUAACAUGUAAGGGUUUUGGGACUGACUCGCUGCUGCCUCUGCUGGACAGUAGAGGAACUGUAGUUUGGCGCUGAUUAAGCAGAAAGCGUUACCGAAGAAUGCGGGCAUCCUCUGUCCUGAUCAUGUGUGAUUGAUCAUCACCUUAUUGAUCAGGUGUUUCAUGGACAGUAGUCCCACCCCCUGUGAGUUCACAUGAUGUUCUGUAGGUUUUGGAAACACAAAAAAAUAAAUUUGUAACAUCAGGACCUGAAUGUGAUUUUGAAGUUUUUGAAUAACUGAUUGUGUUCAGGUUUAACGCUGAGAAGUUUCUACAGUGUGAAUCACUGUUUUGUUAUGUUUUUUUUAUCUGAAGCUUGGGGAUCCAAAACAUUUCUGACUGUUUACGCAAAAAAAGCUCGCCAGGAUGCACGCCUCACAUCCAGAUGUGCCGCUGUAACAUUUCUUUUGAGUGUAUUUUAACUGUAGUAACAAUGGACUGAAGUAAUUGUAUUGAUCUCUGAUGAGUGUAGGUGAUUCCUGCUGUACUCUUUGUAAAUCUAAUCAGCUGCU
Neolamprologus brichardi is the source of this 4466-nucleotide messenger RNA. NCBI's taxonomy places the organism in Eukaryota, Metazoa, Chordata, Actinopteri, Cichliformes, Cichlidae. The record is from RefSeq and is a predicted model, not a curated record.